AUGGAGAUUGCAGGACUUGCUAUUGGUGUGGUACCUCUCAUCGCAGAGGCAGUGAAGAGCUACAAGUCUACCAAGGUUUUCAUCAUGUCUUUCAAACACUUUCGCAAGCACAUGCAAAAGAUCAUCGACAUUCUGGAUCGGCAGGAGUUCAAAUUUCGGAAAGCAAUUGAAUGCGUCCUCCUUCAGUGUGUCGAUCAACAACUAGCUAGAGAGAUGCUUCAAGACCCGGGACACUCGUGCUGGCUCGACAAAGUGGUAACUGACGCAUAUCUGGCGUUCCUGGGCCCUGACCAUGACGGCUUCAGCAGGGCGGCGUGCUCAACUUGUGACAGCCUGGAGGAUAUAGGAAGAGCACUUCGAAUCCUGGCGGAGACGACGGGAAGGGGCAUGAAUAUUGUGACGGCGAAAGCCCACUUCGCGAUAGAACGAUCGAGCAUUGAAGCCCGCAUCGGCAAUUUGAGACAACAGGUGGACGAAUUUGUUGGGAUAACGAACAUGUUGGUGACAGCAUCACAUCCAGUCGAGCUGGUAACAACAGCGCCACGCAUCAUCUCGAACCUGAAACGAGAAGUUCAACGAUUCGUCAUUGUCAAGAAGACUGCGGAAGACCUUCAUACUGCCCUCAUCACUCGAACACCCACGGCUCUACGGCCCAAGGAGACCGCCAGUGGGUCACAGUUGAGUCAUCUAUAG
Cyphellophora attinorum is the source of this 693-nucleotide messenger RNA. RefSeq lists its product as uncharacterized. Lineage: Eukaryota; Fungi; Ascomycota; Eurotiomycetes; Chaetothyriales; Cyphellophoraceae. The coding region runs from base 1 to 693 and encodes 230 amino acids. The record is from RefSeq and is a predicted model, not a curated record. The transcript is spliced from 2 exons.